AUGGCUUUGCAUGAAGUAAAUGGCUGUAAACUUGUCUAUUUAGAUAAUGCUGCAACUUCCCAGAAGCCUAUAGCUGUCAUGAAAGCUUCACAAAACUAUUACGAAGAUUACAAUUCAAAUGUGCAUCGUGGAAUCCAUUCGUUAAGUGCAAGGGCAACAGACAAGUAUGAGUUGGCAAGAAAGAAGAUUGCAUCUUUUAUCAAUUUAUCAAAUUCUAGUGAGAUUGUAUUUACAAGAAAUGCUACAGAAGCCAUCAAUCUAGUAGCUUAUUCAUGGGGCCUCCAAAAUUUAAAGCAAGAAGAUGAGAACAAAACAUUAUCUGCAAAUUUCAUUGUUAUCAUGAUAUUUGCCUUAUCUAAUUCCAUUGUUCAUUGGCAACUUGUUGCUCAAAAGACUGGUGCUAUUUUGAAAUUUGUGAGCUUAAGUAAAGAUGAAGUUCCAGAUAUCAACGUGUUGAAGGAAAUGUUUCAGAAUGUCAAAAUGUUUGUUGACACUGCUCCAGAAGUUGAGGCACUGAUGGACACUACUCUAGAAGUUAAGGCACCUAUUAACACUAGUACUUUGCAUGAGACACCUACACUUUCACUUUCUAUUCAUCCUGAGCCACUGAAGAAAGAUGUUAAGUGCAAAUUAUACGUUGGGCAAGGUGGUGUUGUUGUGGCUCUUAGAUGGGUGGUGGCUACCAAAGGCAAUGUACAUGGGAAAAUUUUAGCACUUGGUAACUAUCGCGUGGUUAUUGAUAAAUGUCUAGAUGGGAGUGCGAAACUACCUGUCUCAGUUGGGGAUGGGACAACUCUUGUGGUUCAUGCGGUCAACAGUUUUGUUGCUUGGCCAUCGCAUCUGAUCAUUUCUUAUGAUCAUGAAUAG
Messenger RNA from Humulus lupulus (European hop), 867 nucleotides. RefSeq lists its product as uncharacterized. NCBI's taxonomy places the organism in Eukaryota, Viridiplantae, Streptophyta, Magnoliopsida, Rosales, Cannabaceae. The record is from RefSeq and is a predicted model, not a curated record. The transcript is spliced from 6 exons. The coding region runs from base 1 to 867 and encodes 288 amino acids.